Messenger RNA from Paramecium tetraurelia, 129 nucleotides. RefSeq lists its product as uncharacterized. The transcript has a single exon. The record is from RefSeq and is a predicted model, not a curated record. Lineage: Eukaryota; Ciliophora; Oligohymenophorea; Peniculida; Parameciidae.
AUGGGAGGAAAAUGGCAUUCAAUUAUUCGAGAUAUUGGAGGGGAUCUAAUUGAGAAAGUAGAAUGUGUAGACACUUUUUAAAAUCAUAAGAAUGACCUUACAAGGAAGUACUAUCGAUUUCAUUAUUGA